AUGUAUUUCAAUCGUGAAGUUUCCAGCCUGAGCAGUGAGGCAGAACCUACUUCCACCGCGGCACCAAGCUCGUCAAACUCCAUUGUCUCAACGUCUGUCAUUUCGAGCACCGACAUCAUUAUACCCACCACCACUAGUGGGGAUGGAGCGACUGGGAGUAUGAUCGUCCCGCCUGCCCUUCCACACCUAACGUCGGACGCCAACAUCAUACAUACCCCUUCCUCGAGCAGCAGUUUGGGAGUGUCGAGCUCUAUUGUCGUCUCCCCUACUUCCGUAGAUGGCACCAACAGCACUGGCAGCUCCGUGAACACCACACAGUCACCGACAAGCACUACGAGUGGAAACACGGUCUCUGGACUAUCCUCGCAUUCUGCGCCGCUCAAUGGUACCAUCGCACCCAGCGAGCCCCCCACCUCAUACACAGUCGGCUUUUCAACCUCCAGUUCUCUCAGCGCCUUGACCAAUACUGUCGUUACACCCUCCAGCUCGAUCGGAACCAACGUUGGCAGCGGCGCGACCUCAGGUUCACUGCGGCAUACGCCCCAUGCCGUCGUCAUUGCGCUUCCGGUCGCUUCGGCCAUGUUUUUCGUCACAGCGGCGCUAUGUCUUUACAAGUCCAAGAAAAGAAGAAGUCGAGAAACCUCCGACAUGACACCCGCGGCGUGCGUACCCGAACCGCGUAGCACCGAGCAACACUGGACAGAUGUGGCAGAUGUUUCGCUCGUCGACGACUAUGAGCCACAUCUCAUCACCCCAGGACUAUCGAUAUACAUUCCCCCAGCGCCAUCUAUGAUAUCCUCUCCUUCAGCUCACCGAGACGUCUCUGCACAGGGCUACCGCUCUCCUGCGCUCGACAGCAUCUCGAGCCCCUCUGUCACCGAUGACUUUCCCCACUGCCUAUCAGACGGAAAGGUGACGGGCGAUACCCCGGCAUCUCCUGCUUCGCUAUCAGUCUGCACGCCUCGCGACCAAAUGCCCCAGCAAGACCGUCUCCAUAGACGAGGUUCCGAUGCACCAAUCCCUCCCGAGUCGACAUCACUGGCCUACGCCUACGAACGACACAUCGCUUCCUCCGCUCCGAAUCAUCUUCCAACCUCUGCGCCUGAUUCUUCCCUUCGCAGUUCGACACUCCCCAUUCCCCAACCCGAUACUCCCACUUACGAUACGCGCGUCAUUAUCGAAAGCCGCCGUUCAGCCCAGGACGCCGACGGUACCGGAGGGCAGGAGCGCAUCGUCAGGCUCCCAUGGCCGCUCGGAGAGCGACUGUUGGCCAUCCUCGAGAUUACGCCACAGCAGUACGGACCAGGCGAGCUUGACUCGACGCGCGUGGGUUCGGAAGAGCUUCCUGCGUAUGCGCCCAGGGAGUAG
Molecule: messenger RNA, 1368 nt
Organism: Trametes versicolor FP-101664 SS1
Lineage: Eukaryota; Fungi; Basidiomycota; Agaricomycetes; Polyporales; Polyporaceae
Exons: 1
Coding region: 1-1368 (455 amino acids)
Source: RefSeq, a predicted model, not a curated record